GCCCGCCCUGAGGGGACAACUCCAGCCGGGGCAGGGAGGGCUCCAGGGACAUCGCCCCGACCGGCCCCACCGGGCUCUAGACGGGGAAGGGCCUUGCUGGGACAUCUCCGGGAAGGAUGAGGCAUGGCCCCCCUGCAGGGUGGAAGUCCGGACGCGUGGCAUUUUGUUUAACUGCAUUUUUAUAAUGAUUGACAGUCACCAAGCACCUUAGAAGACCUUUCCUCCACCUUGAAAAGUGCAUUGAGAAGGAAAAGAUCUUGUGAAAGAGGCUCUAGGUUGAAGAUGGCAUCAUGCCUUUAUGAAUGCCUUUGUGAAGCAGAACUUGAAAAAUACUUCCCCCACUUUGCUGCCUUUGGUCUUCAGAAAAUUGAUGAGCUUGCCAAAGUUUCCAUGGAAGAUUACACCAAACUGGGGGUCCAUGAUGUAAAUGACCUCAAACGUCUUUUCCAGCUCAUUAGAAUAAUCAAAAUUAGGCAACGAGAAGACGCUGCAGACUUAAGCAAGCAAGAUUUUCAACCACAUGGCCUUUUCAUUCAGCCUCAGGUGACCAAGUCAGGACCCUAUAGACAGCUGCGUUUUGAGUCCUUCUGUGAAGAAAAUGAUGGAACAGUUAAAGAGUCUGAAUCUGAAUUGUAUCAUUCACCUGAUUUCAGUGCCAAUGAAAAGAAGGACAGUGUAGGGGAAAUGCUGGGACACAUUCCACCACACAAUUCAGUAGGGGAAAUGCUGGGACACAUUCCACCACAUGAUUCAGAGCCAAUCAGAUUAACUAGAAGAGACCUAAAUAUUCCUGGAAUAGGUACAAAAGAUGACCUGAGCUGUCCAACAGUUUCUGAUGAUAUUGCUCAUCUCUGUAUCAGCUCCAAUACUUUCGACAAAGAGACUCCAUGGACAGAGAGUGAAAAAAUCAGAGUGUGUGUCCGAAAACGUCCUCUCUGCCAGAGGGAGGAGAGACUUGGGGAGUCUAAUAUAAUCACAGUGGAAGAUAAGGAAACCCUAAUUCUCCACCAGAAGAAGGAGGCAGUUGAUCUUACACAAUACAUUUUACAGCAUGUUUUUUAUUUUGAUGAAGUCUUUGAGGAGACAUGUACCAAUGAGGAUGUGUAUAUGAAGACAGCUUAUCCUCUCAUUCAGCAUAUUUUUAAUGGAGGCAAUGCAACUUGCUUUGCAUACGGGCAGACUGGUGCUGGCAAGACUUACACCAUGAUAGGGACUCAUCAGAACCCAGGACUCUAUGCCCUGGCUGCCCAGGACAUCUUCAGGCACCUGGAAGCAUCACCAUCCAGGAAAGAUCUUAUUGUUCUGAUCAGUUUUUAUGAGAUCUACUGCAGACAGCUUUAUGACCUGCUAAAUGGAAGGAAAAGGCUUUUUGCAAGAGAAGAUGGCAAGCGCAUUGUUCAGAUAGCUGGACUCCAGGAGGUUCGGGUGGAUUCUGUAGAUCAGCUGUUGGAGGUGAUUUUGAAGGGGGGAAAAGAACGUAGCACAGGAACUACUGCAGUCAACUCAGAUUCCUCUCGGUCUCAUGCUAUCAUCCAAAUUCAAAUUAAAGACAUGGCCAACAGGGCAUUUGGAAGGAUAUCAUUCAUUGACUUGGCUGGCAGUGAAAGGGCAGCUGAUGCCAAAGACACGGAUCGACAAACAAAAAUGGAAGGAGUAGAAAUAAACCAAAGUCUUUUGGCACUAAAGGAAUGCAUUCGGGCGUUGGAUCAGGAACACACACAUACUCCUUUCCGGCAAAGCACGUUAACUCAGGUGCUAAAAGACUCUUUCAUUGGCAAUUCCAAGACAUGUAUGAUAGCCAAUGUUUCACCAAGCCACGUAGCUACAGAGCACACCUUGAACACUCUGCGAUAUGCUGACAGGGUCAAAGAGCUGAAGAAAGGGAUUAAAUAUCCUACCCCUGUCACAAAAAGGCAUCGCAGAGCUGGAAAUGUGUUUCCAAAACGUGUCCAAACCACUCCCUCUUUGCCAUCUGGGGAAAAGAGCUCUCCAAAGAAAGUGAAGCUAGGCCUGCAGCAUCCCUCAAGUGCUACAAAAGGAAGGGCGUAUCCUGCACUACUUCAACCACCUGGUGUCCCUCUUACCUCUACCCCCAAGGGAACUGACAAAGGACAUGCCUACAAAGGAACCAGAACUCCCUGCUUCCACCACACCACCCCAGUUAAGGGAGUCCUACGUAUAACACAUCCCCUGAAGAAAAAUGAUCUAUCCCCCCACUCUGAAAAGAGCCCCACAGUGAAGGAUUUCAUUGCCACAGCAGAAACAGAAGAAAGUGGCCAACAAGACAAGUAUAUGCAAAACAGAACACCUGUCCAGUACCUGAAAGUCCAGACAGUGCAACCUCUUCAGAAACAACUUGUUCCUAGGGAAGAUAAUUCCUUUGGAGUUGGCAACCUGCCCUCUGACAGCGAACAGGAAUGGGGAAAUACUUUUACUAAACAGUCCGUUGGACCCUGGGCAUAUCUGCCUCCAUAUCAGAAGGAAAGGGAAAAGCAUUUACGUCUUUAUCACCAGCAGCUUCAGCAGCCCCCUAUUCUAAAGCAAAAAUUAAACUAUCAACCCCUUGAGAGGUUUUUAAUGCAGUACAAGCCCGAGGAGAUUCAAGUGAAGCCAGAGCCGAGCCUUACUCUAACUGAAGUCCAGAGCAAAGAGUGGGUACAGCUGGAAGAUGUGGAUGACAGUGAUUUCAGUGAAGAUUCUUUCUCACCUGUCUGUAGUCAAAAGAGUGUGAAAAGAGGAAAUAGCAACAAAUCCAGUCCACAUUCAUUUUUCCUUCAUGAAAGAGAGCGAGGAUCCGAAGAAGAGCAAAAGUACAAGUCCAAACACAGACGUCUUGUUUACUCCAGUGAAGCUACCUUAACUCCAGAAAAGAAUGCUUCAACCCCAUGUGUAUCUCCUGUAUUGAAAUCAGGAACUCCAGAGUGUAAAGAGUUUGAUCUCCAGCAUGAGGAGAAGGAAGAAUCCACUUUGGAUAAAGAGGCUGCCCUUGCAGAAGGAGGUGUAAAAUGGAAAGCUCGAAAAAGUGGAGUUAGCCACUCUGUUUCUUCCAUUGAUUCCUCAGAAUUCACCUCCGAGCUCAUGGCCCCGCUCCUCGUGUUGCCUCUUGAUGGUGAGGACACAACUGAAACAGAGAAAGCACCUUCCAACCAAGAGAAGCCCCACCACAAAAAGCAGGUGCUGGACAGUGAUGCCCAUAGCAGGUUUGAGGACGAGGGCUGGCAGUGCACCAGGAGCAGAUCUCUGACUGACAGCAUGCUGGAUCCGUGGGACCAGUCCCAGCACGGGGAAAGGCUCUGUGUCCUGCUGGGCUCCUCUCAAGUCACACACAAGAAGCGCCCAUCCACCUGUGGCCGUGUGAAGCCAUGCUGCAGCCACCCGGGAUCAGUUUUGUCCAAGCAGGGAGUCCGGCACAGUUCAUUUGUUGGACAUGACCUGACAGAAACAUCCACAGCUGGAUCCACAGCUGGGUCUGCCAUCCCCAGGCCAGAGAAAGAGGGUGGGGGGCUUUGCAGUGACUCCCCCUUCAAAGAACACUCGGAAAGCAGACAGUGUAGUGCUGAUAUUAAUCAGCAUAACAAUGCUGGUAAUGCAGGGAAGUCUAACUCAAGUAAAGGGUCCAGUGCUGAGGAAAUAAAUGCUGAAAUACCUGAAAAGAGCUAUGCAUCCCAGUCCCUCUCUCAGGACAGCAGUUGGCUGCUGCAGCCCAAGCCAGAACUGAGCAAUGAGGACCUUACCCAUACUGAAGACCCUUCCAAGUCAUCCUUUGGCAAUGAAGAAACAGCGUUGCUAAAAAGGAAGUUAAAGCAGAGUAUUUUUACACUAGAGACUUUUGCUGCAGAUGCAGGAUUUGCAACCAAAGAUAAUAAGCCAAUAGCAAGUGCAAAAUGCCCCUCACACAUGUCCAGGAGCAGUUCUCCAAGUGCUGCAUCCAAGAUGGGGAAAGGAAAAUGGCAGAGGGAAGCCCUAGAAAAGGCACAAGAGACUGUAAUUCGUGCUCAUCAGCAGUACCUGGAUGAAAUGGCAGAACUGUGCUUGAAAGAGGAGUGCUUGAUAGAUCAGAUGUCAGAAAUGGAUUUUCAGGAUUUCAUGACCAUACUGGAUGAAAUCUUGGUGCUGAAGUUCGAGUCUUCCCAAAAAAUGCGAGCCUUGCUUCAGUUUUGUUCAGCCUCCCUGGGUACUGAAACAUCACUGCGAACACGUCCACUAGUUUAGCCCUUCUUUGCUUCCACAUGCACUGGAGCAGCUACAGGAAACCCCAGCCAGCACUUUGCUACACUUGGUGCUGCAGAGUGUGGGUGGUAGGGGACAGCUUUGGGUUUGAUAUUUGUGACUAGUGUGUGUUUUAUAUAAGGAUGCAGAGAAUUCUAAACAAAUGAGAGAUGACUAAUUGGCAGCGUAAGCUUUGUAUUUCAUUAAUACCAGUAAGGCACAUUCUGAACAGUAACAAUUCAGCAGCCUUUAUCUCGCCAAGUAGCAGGCAAGGCAGGUAAUGUAUCAUAGCAGCUUCUCACAUGUUAAAGGCAAUCCUGUGUUGCCAAGUAAGGGAAACAACUUUGAAGCCAGAUACAGGUCAGAACAGAAAUGCUCAAAAACUACCCAGAAAAGUCUUUGCAAACAAAAGCCAGGAAAGUGAGAGGAGCCGGGGGUUACACUAAGGUGCCUGGACCUUAAGUAUUUGGAAUAAAAGGCAGGAUGUGAAGUGCUGUCAGUUUCAGAAGAACAAAACAUAUUGUUGAAUUAGUGCUUGGGAUGAACCCUCCAGAGCUCCUGAAAGAGAUGGCUUUAAGUUAUGGGUAAGGAGUGGUUUAGCAGGGACUUCCUACCAGAUUCCAUCUGGCAUGUUAAUAAGCACAUGGGUUUCAUGCUGCUGCCCAGAGGAAGACACCAACAGCUGCACCUGCUGCACACCACAUCUAACACCUGCACUGAGCAGAGCUGAGCAGAUUUCUUACAUGAAAAUGGGGUCUGCUUGGAGGCACUGGCCUUUGAGAAGCUGCUGACAGCACUGUUAUGUGAAACUGGUAUUUGGGUCAAGAGCUACGGAGCCAUCAGCUGGAGCUCUGCAGAAGUCCUGGUGCUGCAUGCAUCACCUCGGAACCACAAAGCCAGUCCACUUGCUUUGAAGGCACAAGUGACCUUGAGAUAUGCUUGCUGACAACAUGCUGUGUGAGUGCUCCCACUCCAAAACUAGGGCUGGCGCAGCACAUUCAUCCACCUCUGUGUCUUCUCAGUAAUGUCUGUGGUAGCUUGUUCAAAGCCCGCAGGGGAGCCAGAAAUGCCAAGGGGAAUGGAACACUGCUGUUUGACUAGCUGUGGGUUUUGCUGCCUGCCUGCACAGCCUCCCUGAGGAGCCCAGGUUGGGCUGAGCGGCAGGACAGUAAUCACAGUGACACUCUGGGAUGCAUAUUGGGUGCAAGCACUCCCAGGAAUGUCACCCAGCAUAGACCUGGGCAACAGAAGCAAAUCCCGCAUCACUGCCCUGACUGUUGAGUUGUUUUUAGCACUGGUUGGUCUCCAUCUUGCAACUGAGACUGGAUUUCUCUGUGGAGCAAAGAGCAGAGUUUCUCUAGGAGUCUGAGGUUAUGGCUCUCAAAAUGGUUCCUGUGUCCUGGUCACAGGCCAGCAGCAAGACACCUGAACCUGGCUCAGAAGCCUCCCUCACUCACCCAGGGAGAUGAGGCAUCCAGGAGCAAGACUCAGUAUUUCUGCAUGGCACAGAGCAGUGGUGCCCGACAGCCACCAGAGAGCUGUAAAGCAGUGGGAGAGCAGCACUCUGCUAAAGCCAGAUAGGGAGGAGCAAGUGUUUAAAACCACCAAUUCCCUCCACUUCCUGCGGCCAGCAAGAGCUUUCCUGUGAGUAAGGUGAGGGGAAUAAAGGCAGCUGGGUAGUCCUCCUGAUAGAUGUUAGUUUCCCCCAGCACAUUCUCAGCGAGCAUGCAGUAAACGCUGCUGUCAGGGAGCACCUGAGGAGUUUGGCAAGUCUAUUUGGAACCAAAGAAAAGGUCAGACAGGUCACAGGAAAAUGUGAUGCCCAGUCAGAAACUGUGCAAGGAAGGAAAAUUUUCCCUUUAUGUACUCUGACAUUUGGGAGAUGAGGGUUGGUUGAUCACUCAGGUUUUUAAAAAGCAGCUGAGCAAAGUAUGUUCACAGGCAUUUUGAGUGUCUUACAGAAGACAUUCCUAAGCAACACACAAGAAUCAUUUGCACAACCACAAUGCCAUGUCCUAACCUCGGAAUUUGCUGGCACAGUCGUGAAAAGACAGAUGAGUGACCAAAAAUUUCUGUGAGCAGAGGAGAUGUGAAUUAAGUCAGCCUGCCAGAUGGGAGCCACAAUAGAUCAGAAUCCCCUCUGAUCUAUUGUGAAAAAAAUCUCUGGCAGAUCUGAGCCCCAGCAGCAAUUCCCAGAGCAGGAACUAUCUGCUCCCUCGUGGAACGGCCAGGGACACUGAGAAACAACAAAUAAUCAAAACAACAACCACACAUAAUUUUCCAGUGUCUGAUACAAUUAUUUUUAAACAGGUUAUCCAGCCAAUCCACAUGACUAUAUCUUCUUGAAUAUUUUAUUAUGUCUGUUCUCCAAAUUUUAUUUUCUCAACUGAAGGUGAGAUUUGACCAAAAUACAGAAAUAAAGCAUGUGUCUGUGAAAAGCAGCCCAUCCUUGGCAGUAACAUGGACAUGCUUGAAGUGCUGCACACCCCAAAGAUUCAAACAGUGUGUGCCUUACAUGCAACAGAAACUAUCCAGCUGUUGUCAGAAAUGGUAAGAUUUUUCUCUCCCCUUUGAGGUUCAUUACCUAGUUGCUACUUUAAUUCUUGUGUGAAAAUGUGCUAAAUGAGCAUUUUAAGUGUCAUCCCCUUCCUACUGUUUGAUAUUUCACUGACAACUGCUACAAAAGGUUUUUACUUCAACUUGAAUAUGCGUUAAAGUGUCGUAAAAGCAAUCUAAGAGAUUUAGAGAGCUUGGUCAUGUACCAUCAAAUAAACACAUAACUAAAAUGGGUUCACUUUUUGUAUUCAGAUGCAACAAUGACAAUGCUUAUUAGCAAAGGCUUGAUACUUUAUUUCGGUAGUUAGCAGAAUUUAAAAUAAAAUUCAGUUUGCUACAGCA
Messenger RNA from Taeniopygia guttata (zebra finch), 7107 nucleotides. The record is from RefSeq and is a predicted model, not a curated record. Lineage: Eukaryota; Metazoa; Chordata; Aves; Passeriformes; Estrildidae.